GAGUCCUUCAAGACGGCGUUCAGACAGCGUGAGGGCAACACUCGCAUGGUUAUCAUGGCCAUGCUUCUGAGUAAUAUGCUCCGCCGCAUAGCCAGAGGUUUUUUCAUGUACAUGUUCGUGCGCCGUGUUUUGAGCUGGAAGGCCACCGACUACGGUUACUGGGUCACCUACCGGAACCUGCUUGCGGCCAUCGGUUCGUUGUUUCUGGUGCCGAUUCUUACCAAGAUGCUUUCAGCCACCGACGCCUCGCUGGCUGCGGUGGGCGCACUGUCUACUCUUGGUGAAUAUACUUGCUACAGUCUCGUCAGCGCGUGGCUCAGACGUUCCUCAUGUGGCUCGGGCCUCCGAUCGGAAUCAUUUCCAACGCACUUGUAA
Messenger RNA from Penaeus vannamei (Pacific white shrimp), 375 nucleotides. Lineage: Eukaryota; Metazoa; Arthropoda; Malacostraca; Decapoda; Penaeidae. The record is from RefSeq and is a predicted model, not a curated record.